Symbiodinium natans is the source of this 719-nucleotide messenger RNA. Lineage: Eukaryota; Dinophyceae; Suessiales; Symbiodiniaceae. The record is from the annotation of a GenBank genome assembly.
AUGGACCAGGCCUCAGAGAGGGAUUACAAGUAUGACAUCUACACCGUCUUCGCGAAUCAUUUCGGUGCAACAUGUGCACUCGUGGACGGCCUGUCAGUCCUAGACUCUCGAGGCGGGGCUCUCAGAGGGCACCAGUACAAGGCCUUCCGGGAGAGCUACUUCCCAAUAGCGCUGCUUCAGAAGUCCUUGGAGGUGCACCUAGAGAGGGGGGAAGCGAGCGUGGAGGAGGACCGCAGGCACAUCCUCAACUCCAUCACCAGAAGCACAGACCUGGAUGCGGAGCCCAUGAGUGAGCACGAUGCUUACGUCAAGGUCAACGACAUGCUGCGCGGCCGCCUGGCGUCCUCCACCGUGCCAGCCUGCUUGUUGGGCACCGAGCGGUUGAGGUCCUUGUUCCUAGCCGCCCUUCCGAGGAGCCACGGAGUCACAGCAAUCGCGGCGAAUUUUGACAUGGACGAAAGGUUGACCCCCGAGAUCCUUGGGGCAUUUGUCGGAGCACUGCCCCACAGCCUGACACACUUGCAGCUCGGGGAGAUCAGUUUUCAUGUGCAGCCAUUGCCCUACGACGAGCUUGAUAACCUCCCCAACCUCCAAGAGCUCGAGUUGUAUCAUUGCCCGGGCUUUACUCUGGAGAACUUCAAUGCGGGAGACAAGACGUGGACUCAAGGCGACUCCGUCAAGCCGAACACUCGGAUCAUGAAGCCGAUGCACGAGCUCCC